UCAUCAGUCUUUCCAUUUUUCUGUGACAUGACAUCAAAGGGCGGGGUUGGUGUUACUGUGAUUGGACAUGACAGUGAAUCAAGAACAAAAGUAGACGGUUACGAAAAAGCUGGAUCGUACGAAAGGAAUGUUACAUAUGUCGCAACAAUGGACCAAAUUGUCUCCGUAAUAAAACAAUCUGCACAGUGUGAACAAUUUAUCAAGUACGAAUGCCAUUUUAGUGAAUUGUUUGAUGAAGACGAUGGCUGGUGGGUCUCUCGUCAAGGUAAGAAGAUGAACUAUUGGGGUGGGGCCGCAGUUGACAGCGGAAAAUGUGGGUGUGCAAUGAAUAAUAACUGUUACAAAGGAUAUGAUUGCAACUGUGAUGCAAAUGAUGGAGUGCUACGGGAAGAUUCUGGAUUUUUGAUGGACACGAACACCUUACCUGUCAAGCAGCUCAGAUUUGGAGAUACUGGUAGUUCACAUGAAUGGGGAUUCCAUACUCUUGGUAAAUUACUGUGCUGGGAAUGAAAGAAUUAAUAUUACCCUAGGAUUCAGUAGCUCAGAUUUAAGAACCUAGGCUUUCAUUAGAUUUGUAGCAUGUAAACAUCAAGCAAAUUUCAAAUAUACAUGUAGUUCGCCCGCUAAGAUUUAAAAAAAUGUACUGAAGCUAAACUCGAACUAAAAUGAUUAUUAUAGGUAUCUUUGAUAAAUUUUCGUGCUAGGACAUUCAAAAUUUGCCUUUGCUCAUUGUGCAAAAACGGCAAUUGGCCAUACUUUUGUAAUAAUUGCAAAUUCGGUGAUUGCCAGAUUCACCCUGUUUACAAAUCAAUCUCAUACUCGUGGUCAUUUUUCCGAGCAACAAAAUGAAAGGAUUAUUAAUUUACUGAUCGAUUGAUAUACUGAUUACCGAUCAGAUUGAUAUACUGAUUA
Molecule: messenger RNA, 912 nt
Organism: Dendronephthya gigantea
Lineage: Eukaryota; Metazoa; Cnidaria; Anthozoa; Malacalcyonacea; Nephtheidae
Product: neurexin-4-like
Exons: 1
Coding region: 28-510 (160 amino acids)
Source: RefSeq, a predicted model, not a curated record